AUGUUGAGAUAUAUGCCUAAAGAUAUCGACAUACGGUCAGGUAUUCACAACUAUGAUGAUUAUAUGAAUGAUAUCGUUAAUAAAAAUAGUCUAAAGGAAUGGUGGUUUACAAAGAGUAAUCAUGAAGAACAUAUUAAUGUUAUCAUGCGUGCGGUGAGAAAACGUGCUGGUAUUUCAGCUAAAAAUAAUGCUAAUUUUAUUGCAUUUAAUUGUGGUGGUAUUAUGUUUGAAGCCGUAUGUAUUGCUACUAUUGCAUGUAAAGACAAAUGUGAUGUAAAAGAAGCAGAGAAAAUCUAUAAUUCUAUUAUAGAAAAAUUUGAAAUCAAAAUUCCUCGUGAAGAUAUUCGUAUCUUACUUAAACAUGAUCAUGGCUCAGAAGAUUCUCUACAAAUGCGUGAACUUGAACAUGAUCAUCUUUGGGAAAACUAUCAAAAAUUAUUACAAAAACAAUUAGAAUUUCAAGAACAUAAUAAUAAUUAUACGGACAUAAUUAAUGUUACUGAUAUGUCUGCUGUACACGUUCAAAAUAAAAUUCGUUUAAUUAUUAAACAAUAUUGUAUUCCUAAAAUUGAAACUACUACUCGUUUUAAUCCGAUGUUUGAACAUUUGGAUGUUGUUAUUGCAUUUGGUGGCAUGUCCAAAUCGGGAAAAAGUUCAUUGGCUGAAGGUACAUGCCGUAAAUUGAAAUCAAUCGGUUUGAAAUGUAUACGUCUUAAAAUUGCAUAUUUUAUGGAAUUAGCAUCGAAUGCACUUGGAUCAGAUGUUUAUCAACUUCCAGAACAAAAGCAAGCAGAUGAAUUAGUAAAACAACUUGAUCAUUAUCUUAGUAGACAUUAUUGGGUAACAGCUAUUACGAUUGAAAGUCUUCAUCGCUUUGAGUCUACUCAAGCGCUAAAACUUCGUCUGGGUGAUCUUUUACAAAUUGUCUAUGUCGAUACCUCUCUUGAUACACGUAUGCAACGUUCUUGGGAUAACGUCGAAAGUCUUCAUUCAAAAGAUCUAGUUAAAAGUUCAUGUGGCGCAGACAAAAUUAAAGAUAUUGCAAAUUGUAUUAUCGACAAUGAUGACUACACGUUAGACGAAUCAAUUAAUAAUAUUUACGAAAUGAUAAAGGACAAAAAUGAAAAAAUAAAGCAUCAAUUAUUGCUGAAUAAAAAAUAUUCUGGAAAAAUGAAUUUAUUUUCACAUCAAUUUGUAUUAUGUGCUGGUACAGUUCUCAUUCAAAAAUCUACACGUGAAGUUUGUCUUAUACAUCGUUUAGAUGGCAGAGAAGAAUGGUUAUUACCAAAAGGACGAAAAAAUGUUAAUGAAACACUUUCAGUAGCAGCUGUGCGUGAGACAUAUGAAGAAACAGGAUAUCAUUGUUCAUUAAUGCCGUUAACCAUGCAAACACGAGCUACAUUUAAUAGUGAACAUGUGCAGGAUGUUUCACGUAAAGUCAGUGAUGCAUGUGAACCAUUUACGAUUUCAAUUCGUCAAAUCGGAGCAGUAAUAACCAAUCAAAAACUUAUUUUUUGGUAUGUGGCACAGGUAGAUGAAGAAAUGUCAAGAGAAAUGAACACACAAAUGAUUAAUGAAAACUUUGAAGCUAGACUUGUAUCAUUUUCUGAAGCAAAUCAUUUAUUGUCCUAUGAUGAUGAUAAAGAACUCGUAGGAAAAGCUUUUGAACUUUUUCAGAAUACCUAUACGAUGCAUUAA
Molecule: messenger RNA, 1698 nt
Organism: Didymodactylos carnosus
Lineage: Eukaryota; Metazoa; Rotifera; Eurotatoria; Philodinida; Philodinidae
Source: the annotation of a GenBank genome assembly